This is a messenger RNA of Medioppia subpectinata, 1275 nucleotides long. NCBI's taxonomy places the organism in Eukaryota, Metazoa, Arthropoda, Arachnida, Sarcoptiformes, Oppiidae. The record is from the annotation of a GenBank genome assembly.
AUGUUAAUAAAUGAUGAGACAGAGAUCGGCGAAAAGGGCAACAAUUUGAGCGGAGGUCAGAAGCAGAGGGUGAGUCUGGCCCGGUUGGAGCCGUUGGCGAAGAUAUGCAGUGUUGUGGUCAACCAUAACGGCAGCGGAUCUAUUAAUGUGACCACAAUUGAAAUCCAAAAGAUGAGCGCCACUGAAGUCAACAUCGCAUACAUCGGUCAACCGAUUCGCGGUCUCAGCAAAGACAAGGCUGUCAUCACUCAGACAUAUCCGGCCGCCACUCGUGAGACCCGACCCCUCGAGACUGAACUCAAUACGAGUCAAGCGCUGAAUCCAAUUGAAUAUCUCAUACUAUUGUUCGCCGCCAUAAAUGUGUCGCUUUUGCACAGUCUUUAUGUCAUUCCCUGUUCUGACGUGUUUUGCAAAGACUUCAGCGAAGGCUUAUUCUCAGCCCUAUUCACGGGUCUGACGGCCAGCACCGGCACAGCCAUCGUGUUUGUCAUACUAUGUGUGUUGUGUCGACAUGUGGUGAAGAAAAGGCUAUACAAAGCCAAUGGAAAGGGCUGUUUCCUUUGCGUCCGUUAUCUAUACCUGUUGUUAGUGUUGGCCAUAGGGUUGGGAUGCGGAGGAUUCGCGGCAUACAUGGCCUCCGGGAGCCGUAAAUUUGCCAAACAAAACGCUUCCCAGAGUUUAGCGCACGAAAUAUUUCGGUUGAUUAGCGUUGGAAUAGCUGUCGACGUCUUCUUCUUCUUCUGGAUCCCAAUCCUCUCAAUAAUCGCUUAUUUAAUGGAUUUCUUCAAAGACGGCGAAGAGUUUAAGGCUCCGCCGCCGCCCACACCUGCGAUGGAGGCCACGGUUAGGACCGAUGAAGAGUUGGACAGCAAUUCACAGAACUAUUACACAUCGCUUAUGAAGAACCAGAAAGUGAAGUCCAUUUCACAAUACGCCGGAGUCAGCCCUGGAGUGACCGCCGGAACCAACGCCCACCCAAAGACAGACACUAAGGUUAAGAAAAAGGCAUCGACUGAGUCGACCGGUUCUGCCAUACAACUUUGUGGUCAACAACGGGUGCUAUUCCGGGGCCCGUCGGGUGUCGUCCACUGUUUAUCCGCCUAUUGUCCACAUUUGGGCGCAAAUCUGGGUGUCGGCGGACAUGUGGUGACUGAAUCGGGCGACGACUGUAUUCAGUGUCCAUUCCAUGGCUGGAGGUUUGGCGGAGACGGACAGUGCAAACGCAUACCUAAUCUCAAGAGUAUAAUUACAUUUUGUUUUGUUAUUUUCAAAUAA